Messenger RNA from Calidris pugnax (ruff), 3825 nucleotides. RefSeq names its product biogenesis of lysosomal organelles complex-1, subunit 5, muted (gene BLOC1S5). The record is from RefSeq and is a predicted model, not a curated record. The transcript has 8 exons. Gene Ontology annotation, cellular component: transport vesicle; BLOC-1 complex. Lineage: Eukaryota; Metazoa; Chordata; Aves; Charadriiformes; Scolopacidae. Bases 48 to 611 code for a protein of 187 amino acids.
AGGGCGGUGCGAGGGCUGCGGCGGCGGGGUGCUGGGGGGCCGCCGCCAUGAGCGGGGCAGGGCCCGCGUCCCCCGGCCGCAGCGCGGCCUCCCCCCUGCACGGCGAGAGGCGGCGGGAGGCGCUGGCGGCCGGGUCUCCCAUUCAGCCCAUAAUCAAAGACGUUGGGGAAAUCUAUUCAAGGCUGCUGGAUCACAGGCCCGUCAUUCAGGGAGAAAUACGUUACUUUGUUAAAGAAUUCGAAGAAAAACGUGGCCUCCGAGAACUAAGAGUACUUGAAAAUCUAAAGAACACAAUCUUUGAAACAAACGAACAUGUUCUUCCUAAGUGUGAGCAGGCAAUGCACAACAAUUUGAGUGAAACAAUCAAGAGAUUGCAAGCUGCCAACAACAUGAUCCAUAGACUCCAAGAGAGGGAGCAUGAACAGAGAAAGCUUCAGGCGGACAGGCUGAUGGCUCGUGAAGAGAAGCGCGUAGCCCACUGGGAGGAAUUGAUGAAAGAACAACAAAACAAACAGGCAGAGGUGGAUGAAGAGCACAGAAAAGCUGUGGAGCGCCUCAAAGAGCAGUAUUCUGAAAUGGAGAAGGAACUGGCCAAAUACGUUUCUUUUUAAGGCCUUUCUUUUUUAAUAAUGUUGGGUUUGUGCCAACACUCUGUUGCUUCUGACUUAAAUAGAGGUUCUUUUGGAAAGCUGAAAUGAAAAAGAAGAAAGGGGAAUUUCCCCUACAGGUUUAGUAUGGGAAGAAAAGGUUUGCAUACUUUCAACUUAAGUGCCUAUCUAUGCUUGUUUUGUUCAGGGCGAGUGGAAUGCCAGUAUUUCUUCCUUUGUUGGAAGGUGGAACUGGAAAUUACGUUGUGUGACUACAUCAGCUCAGGGAAUUGCAAACUGGAAUUCUCUCCCAUCUGCAGAGAGUAUCGUAUCAUUUGGGAAAACAGACUGAUGUAACAUGAACUGUCCCAGUGUGCAGCCACAGCCCUUUCCCAAAAAGUAGAUGUAAUCGGUUCCAGCCAUAGUUAGCUGAGAAUUCACUGGGAAAACCAUAACUCCCAUUCAUAGAUUUCAGGAAAACCAACUUGUUUUAUAGAAUACUUUGAAGCUUCAGCAAUGAAAGAUCUCAGCAGAGUUUCAAAUCCAGUUGUAAUUCCAACUUUGGGGUUCUAUGUUCAGUAUUAUGAAGUAGGGUUGAGAUUCAAAUGGGUUUUGCUAACGGAAAAAAGGCGAAGUGGGCUUAGACAAUUUCUUUUCUCUCCCUGUAAAUGCCUCAGACCUCUCUUUUUAAGCUAUGGUCUUCAAAGCAGAGCCAAAACAAGCUCAAAAGUGAUCAUGAGAAGCAUAUAUCAGUCUUUGUAUUAGCUUUAUAGCUAGUACAGUAUUUACCUUAAAUAUUUAACAUGCUUUGGUUUACUUAGGAUAAGCUUGUCGGGACAUUAUAGAGCAAAUGAGGAAAGAUUUUUUGUUUCUUUAUCAGCUAAACAAAUGAGCAGAUUAGUGGUAACAGGCCUGUAGUUCUGAUCUGCUUUUUUACUGUUACUCUUACAGGGUAUGCGAAGCUUUCUUUUAUAUAAAACUUGCAGUUAACAGCAGUAUAACUGAAGAAGUUAACUUAAUCAGUUCAUUAACCAAGCAAAAUGAGACAUAGUACCUUAAUGAAAUUUGCUGCAAGCUAACCGUUAGUACAGGAAAUAUCUUUCCAUAAUUCAGCUGGUGUCCAAUAUAGAAUGGAAACAGGUAAAAAUAAACAGAAUUUACCCUUUACCUGUAUUGCAGCAGCAAUAUGCCAACAAUGGUUGCUUGUGUAAGUCUAUGGCUUGGUGUCAAGGCUCCGUUCCUGGCAGCAUGUUGAUAGUGUGAUUAAAGUUAGUAGAGGAGAUGGAAUAAGUAUUUGAGAUUUCUUUCAAUAACACUGAAUUCCUGCCAAGCUGCUCUGCCCGCUACUGUAGGCCCAGCAGCUUCAUCAAUCAUCAUCCUGUAUCUGGACUGAAAAGAGGACUUGCCGACACUGGGGCACACUGGAAUGUUGUUCAUUCUCUGUUGUGGAUGGAAAAAACGUAGAUGUCUCAAAAGUAUCCCACACAUGAAAAAUAGGAAAGCCUCUUUUAGAACAACCCCUGUUUGAAUAGAAGGUGACCUCUGUAAUAUUUUUCAGCCUCUGUACCCGUGAUGAAUGUUGUAACUGAGCUCAGACUUCCAUUUUAAAAAGAAAAAGUUAGUUCUUGCCUGUCUUUAGAAUUGGGUGUGGAAUAGUUUGGAUUGUUUUGAGCACAGACUGAAAAUGGCUUCUCUCUUACCAGAUUAUUUGAUGUAUAUGUGCUCAAAGCCCAAAUAUCUUUAUAGCAAAAUGCAUUUAACUGCAUACUGAAUUCAUUUUUAUUUUUGCACUGAUAAUUUUUAUUAAGAUUUAGAUACCUAAUUAACUGUGCACUGGAGCUGUAGAUUUUAGUAUUUCAUCAAUUUGAGGGCUCUUCAGCAAUGAUACAAGUGUUGCAAGUUGGAUAUUCACUGGAAAAUAAAGUAGUAUUUCUAAAAUCUUCUGGGAUGUGUGUUUCUGAGUCUUUGAAAAGCUUCUAAAUACUAACACCGUAAACAUGUUUCUCUUUUAGGAUGGAAUUUUUAUGCUGAAGAUCAUUUGAAAACACUUUUCUUCAUAGUCUACAUCUGUCUGCUGACCCACUCUUACUCAUUGUGGGGACUACCUGAAAACUAUCCGUUGAUGAAUUAUUUUAUUUGGAACGCAAGUCCUAGAGAAGUGUGUUGUGGUCAAACUGGAGCAUGGAAAGCAAUAGCAGAAUUUCUGAUGCUGCUCUUCUGUCUUCUGCAGCCUCUUCUGAAGAAGAAACAGGAGUUCCCUCUUUACACCUUUUUCAGGCACAAUUUCACUUUUAUUAUAAAUUAAAUUGGAAUUAAAAAACUGAGUUGAAUUUUUGCCAUUAUCUUUAGCCAAAAUAGAGCACAAGACUCAGUCUGAGCCUCUCUUGUUAUGAAUUUCAGUGCUGAUUAUAUUUUGCCUGUCGACACGGGACUGGACUAAGAGCACAUACCUCUGCAAGGAGGUUAUCCAGCAGCUCUUGCAUUAGUGCUACUGUAGGUCAUUGCCUCAGUAUGCUCCCUUUGGAACAGCUGCCAUAAAGAGAAACUUUAGCUGAAAACUAUUUCCAAAUAAUUUUCACACGGAACAAUGCAACACUCACAUCAUUUCCUGAAAGAAUAGAGUUGGAAGGCAAUUAUCUACUCACCAAACAGGCUAAAACAACAGUUCCUGAUAUUCUUCUCAAAUAUUUCAACUUCCCAGGAAUCCGGAAAAAAUAAUUCCAUGAGACGGUGUUAUGAAUGAAGGAACACAUUGCAAACCCCACCAACCCCCCAACCAAAAAGCUGCAAACCACCCUCCUCCAAGUCUCAAGCCCAGCAUUCCUGAAGCUGAUCACAUACUUCUGCUUCAACAAUGAAUAAAAUUUCAUGAGAAUUUAAUACUUUGGUCUUGACCUUCCUGCAGAGCAGCUGGCUUGGGCUCCUUCACAGAGACAUGGUAAGCAGUAGGUGAUGGAAGGUUUUCCAGUUAACAUUGGCACAUUCCACAAAGCAAAGAAGGUAUAGAAACAGAGAAACAGAUAUAAAUUAAUAAUUAAAAAUAACCCACCUUCACCAGUAACAACAGAGAAAAUACUUUCCAUGCUAUGUAAGUAAUAUAUCAACAUUUAAGCUGAUUAAAAUUUGAUAAACUACUAACUUCCCUGUUUUCUGAUAGGAAGGCUGGGGCCCGAGAUAAAGCAGUGUCAUGCUGAGGAGGACAAACACCCUAGCAUCCAAUAAACUUUUUAUGCACUUA